CAAUUAUAAUAUUCUGAAUCUUUACUGGCUGCAUGUUCUCAUUCACAAAUUUCCAAUAUUCUAUGAUCGUAAAUUUUAACGUGCCGACAAUUUUUCUGUUGCUGUCAACGUCGUGAAGCAACCAAUUUACUAUAUUAGGUUUGUCGUUUUCUGUUGUAUGUAUGUAUAAAUCAAUAUCCAUAAACUGCAUUCACAACUUCAACCAAUGGCUUUUGUAAUUACUCGCCGCGACGAAGAAACGCCAUUGGUUGUUGCAGAUGAAUCACUGCUUCAACUUCAACCACACAAAAGGCACACAAGAGAUGUUCAUAUUUUGACUGUAUCGUUUUUAUUGAUCUUUCUUACUUAUGGAGCUGCUCAAAAUUUACAGAGCACUCUCAACACUGAGGAGGAUUUGGGUACGAUUUCGCUUGGGAUACUUUAUUUGUCGUUUACGUUUUUUUCUGUGUUUGCUUCUUUGGCGGUGCGGAUUCUUGGAUCUAAGAAUGCUUUGAUUAUUGGAACUUCUGGUUAUUGGCUCUACUUGGCUGCAAAUUUGAAGCCUAAUUGGUAUACACUGGUUCCGGCUUCUGUGUAUCUCGGGUUUUGUGCUUCUAUUAUAUGGGUUGGACAGGGAACAUAUCUAACUUCCACUGCACGCAGUCAUGCUAUAGAUAACAAUUUACAUGAAGGUGCAGUGAUUGGUGACUUCAAUGGAGAAUUCUGGAGUGUGUAUGCACUUCAUCAGUUUAUUGGAAAUCUUAUUACAUUUUCUCUACUCAGUGAUGGGCAGGGAGGAGGUACCAUCGGCACAACUUUAUUGUUUGUAGUCUUCCUUUUUGUCAUGACCUUUGGUGCUAUACUACUGUGCUUCCUGCAUAAACGGAGUGGUAAGAUUGAGGAAGGAUACAAGCAUUCAGAAGCUGAUGCUGGUGAAUCAAAGUCCCUCAAGUCUCUAUGUAGCUCACUCACAAGUGCAUUGUCUGAUGUGAAGAUGUUGUUGAUCAUACCCCUUAUAGCAUAUUCAGGUCUACAACAAGCAUUUGUGUGGGCGGAAUUUACCAAGUACAUUGUAACUCCAGCAAUUGGUGUCUCCGGUGUUGGUAUUGCAAUGGCAGCAUAUGGAGCUUUUGAUGGAAUAUGUUCUCUAGCCGCUGGUCGUCUCACCUCUGGUCUCACAUCCAUUACAUCAAUAGUUUCUUUUGGAGCUUUUGUUCAGGCUCUUGCACUGAUAUUACUUCUGCUAAAUUUCAGCAUAUCUAGCGGAUUUCUCGGUACUUCAUAUAUACUCUUUUUGGCUGCAUUAUUGGGCAUCGGCAACGGAGUUCUAAUGACGCAGCUCAAUGCUUUGCUAGGAAUGCUAUUUAAGCAUGACAUGGAAGGGGCUUUUGCACAGCUAAAGAUAUGGCAAAGCGCUACAAUUGCUAUCGUGUUCUUUGUGGCCCCAUACAUUUCACUCCAAGCAGUUAUCAUAGUGAUGUUGGUUGUACUAUGCCUGUCAUUCUGCAGUUUUCUAUGGUUGGCUCUCAAGGUGGGGAAUGCAUCAUCACUCUCCACCAGUGAGUGAAUAUAAUGUUUCUUUUAUGCUCUGUCAUCUUUGUUUUAUGGUGGCAUUGCCUUCAGUUGAUUCAAUUGUAUAGAUUGUAACAGUUAUAAUUUAUUAGUUCAUAUGGCUAUUAGUUAUUUACUGAAGAAUAUUUGGGAUGAGGUAAUAAGAUGUUCACAGAAUGAAAGUUCUCUCUCUCACAUGUACAAGUUAUUUUGGAUUAAGCUUCUCUAAAGUUGUAAAUAACUAGCAAAGUGAGAAAAAUUAAGUGCUGAUACUUCCGUCAUCCACCAAUGAUUUAAUAUACACAAGUAUUUAAUAUUAACCAAUGAUUUCUUCUAAAACAACUUUCAUGAUUAUCUCUUUGUCACCAACCAACCUUAGAGAUAAAUGAUAGUCUUGAGCUUCCUCACCUAUAACAAAUUUUGAAAAUAAUCUUGGGCAUAUCAUUCAUGAAUGCGACAAGAUAAGAAUUCCUAGCAUGAUGAGUAGAAAUGUAGUAGUUGAAGGAAGCACAACAGAGAAUCAUCAUAAAAUCGAGACAACCUCAAAACAGACUUCGAGACAAUGUGUUGAAGUAAAGGGAGGUCAUAGAAAUUCCUUUAGGGAGCAAGGAAACAGUUCACAAUUGAAACACUUAGUGGGAGAGGGUCUGCACAUGGAAGCUCGGACUCACACCAAAGGAGGCAAUCAAGACAUAAUUGAGAAGGCUGGGUUGCAGGCAAUAUUUAUGGAGGAUACAGAACCGUUGCAGCUGGGUAGUAUGCAGGAAACUGGCUUGCAGUCAAGUACAAGCUGGAAAACUUCAAGUUUCUCAUAUGUCAAGGAAGGACCAACUAGCUAGCUGAUAUUCUGACCAAGCCUUUACCAAGUUUGAAGAUAUUAGCGACAAGAUUUAAAUUUAUUGACGGUAACUUAAUCUUGAGAGGGCAUA
Messenger RNA from Vicia villosa (hairy vetch), 2459 nucleotides. Its product is annotated as UNC93-like protein 3. NCBI's taxonomy places the organism in Eukaryota, Viridiplantae, Streptophyta, Magnoliopsida, Fabales, Fabaceae. Bases 206 to 1546 code for a protein of 446 amino acids. Gene Ontology annotation, biological process: potassium ion homeostasis. The record is from RefSeq and is a predicted model, not a curated record. The transcript is spliced from 9 exons.